This is a messenger RNA of Phascolarctos cinereus (koala), 2383 nucleotides long. The record is from RefSeq and is a predicted model, not a curated record. Lineage: Eukaryota; Metazoa; Chordata; Mammalia; Diprotodontia; Phascolarctidae.
AUGUACUUCCUCCUUUUCAGGAGCUACAGCCUGUGCCUCUCCAUCUCCUUUUGGGAAAUACCAUCUGUGCCACCCCGUCUGGGCUUUUGGGAAAUAUCGCCUGUGCCACCAUCUGGGCUCUUGGGAAAUAUCGCCUAUGCCUCCGUUGGGGCUUUUGGGAAGUAUCGCCUGUGCCACCGUCUGGGCUUUUGGGAAGUAUCGCCUAUGCCACCGUCUGGGCUUUUGGGAAAUAUCGCCUGUGCCACCGUCUGGGCUUUUGGGAAAUACCGCCUGUGCCUCUGUUGGGGCUUUUGGGAAAUAUCGCCUGUGCCACCGUCUGGGCUUUUGGGAAAUAUCGCCUGUGCCACCGUCUGGGCUUUUGGGAAAUAUCGCCUGUGCCACAUCAUCUGGGCUUUUGGGAAGUAUCGCCUGUGCCACCGUCUGGGCUUUUGGGAAGUAUCGCCUAUGCCUCCGUCGGGGCUCUUGGGAAGUAUCGCCUGUGCCACCGUCUGGGCUUUUGGGAAAUAUCGCCUGUGCCACCAUCUGGGCUCUUGGGAAAUAUCGCCUAUGCCACCGUCUGGGCUCUUGGGAAAUAUCGCCUGUGCCACACCGUCUGGGUUUUUGGGAAAUAUCGCCUGUGCCACUGUCUGGGCUUUUGGGAAAUAUCGCCUGUGCCUCUGUUGGGGCUUUUGGGAAAUAUCGCCUGUGCCACCGUCUGGGCUUUUGGGAAAUAUCGCCUGUGCCUCCAUUGGGGCUUUUGGGAAAUAUCGCCUGUGCCACACCGUCUGGGUUUUUGGGAAAUAUCGCCUGUGCCACUGUCUGGGCUUUUGGGAAAUAUCGCCUGUGCCUCUGUUGGGGCUUUUGGGAAAUAUCGCCUGUGCCACCGUCUGGGCUUUUGGGAAAUAUCGCCUGUGCCUCCAUUGGGGCUUUUGGGAAAUAUCGCCUGUGCCACACCGUCUGGGUUUUUGGGAAAUAUCGCCUGUGCCACUGUCUGGGCUUUUGGGAAAUAUCGCCUGUGCCUCUGUUGGGGCUUUUGGGAAAUAUCGCCUGUGCCACCGUCUGGGCUUUUGGGAAAUAUCGCCUGUGCCACCGUCUGGGCUUUUGGGAAAUAUCGCCUGUGCCUCCAUUGGGGCUUUUGGGAAAUAUCGCCUGUGCCUCCAUUGGGGCUUUUGGGAAAUAUCGCCUGUGCCUCUGUUGGGGCUUUUGGGAAAUAUCGCCUGUGCCACCGUCUGGGCUUUUGGGAAAUAUCGCCUGUGCCUCCAUUGGGGCUUUUGGGAAAUAUCGCCUGUGCCUCCAUUGGGGCUUUUGGGAAAUAUCGCCUGUGCCUCUGUUGGGGCUUUUGGGAAAUAUCGCCUGUGCCACCGUCUGGGCUUUUGGGAAAUAUCGCCUGUGCCUCCAUUGGGGCUUUUGGGAAAUAUCGCCUGUGCCACUGUCUGGGCUUUUGGGAAAUAUCGCCUGUGCCUCUGUUGGGGCUUUUGGGAAAUAUCGCCUGUGCCACAUCAUCUGGGCUUUUGGGAAAUAUCGCCUGUGCCACUGUCUGGGCUUUUGGGAAAUAUCGCCUGUGCCUCUGUUGGGGCUUUUGGGAAAUAUCGCCUGUGCCACAUCAUCUGGGCUUUUGGGAAGUAUCGCCUGUGCCACCAUCUGGGCUCUUGGGAAAUAUCGCCUAUGCCUCCGUUGGGGCUUUUGGGAAAUAUCGCCUGUGCCACAUCAUCUGGGCUUUUGGGAAGUAUCGCCUGUGCCACCAUCUGGGCUCUUGGGAAAUAUCGCCUGUGCCACACUGUCUGGCUUUUUGGGAAAUAUCGCCUGUGCCACCAUCUGGGCUCUUGGGAAAUAUCGCCUAUGCCUCCGUUGGGGCUUUUGGGAAAUAUCACCUGUGCCUCCAUUGGGGCUUUUGGGAAAUAUCGCCUGUGCCACCGUCUGGGCUUUUGGGAAAUAUCGCCUGUGCCUCCAUUGGGGCUUUUGGGAAAUAUCGCCUGUGCCACUGUCUGGGCUUUUGGGAAAUAUCGCCUGUGCCACCGUCUGGGCUCUUGGGAAAUAUCGCCUAUGCCUCCGUUGGGGCUUUUGGGAAGUAUCGCCUGUGCCACCGUCUGGGCUCUUGGGAAAUAUCGCCUAUGCCUCCGUUGGGGCUUUUGGGAAACCCGUUGGGGCUUUUGGGAAGUAUCGCCUGUGCCACCGUCUGGGCUCUUGGGAAAUAUCGCCUAUGCCUCCGUUGGGGCUUUUGGGAAGUAUCGCCUGUGCCACAUCAUCUGGGCUCUUGGGAAGUAUCGCCUGUGCCACAAUGUCUGGGCUCUUGCUUCUGCCUCCAUCUCUUGAAGACAGUCUCCCUCAAGUCUUCUGGCCUCCUGGCUAAACAUUCCCAGCUCCUUCAUUUGCUUGUCGUCAAGAUGAUUUCAAGUUUUACCUC